Cherax quadricarinatus is the source of this 1845-nucleotide messenger RNA. NCBI's taxonomy places the organism in Eukaryota, Metazoa, Arthropoda, Malacostraca, Decapoda, Parastacidae. The record is from RefSeq and is a predicted model, not a curated record.
AAGAAUCAUCUUCGCUUCCUACGUGACUGUCUUGCUGAACAAGUUCUGCCCCCGUCCUUCUCCCACUUCCUGGAAACCAACCCACUGGGCACUCCCUUUCCUGAUCAUGCCCGUCUCCUACUUCAACAGCUCAUUCUUUCUACUAAAUCACAGGUUGAAGAUGCCUUCUUUACUUUCCGUCAACAUCAACGUGCUCUCUUUGCGGCUCUACCACAGGAUCUCUGUAACCUUCUCUCUUCCAUUGCCUUUGACACUGCUUGCCUGAAUACACAAAUUCAUUCUUCUAAACUACAGAAUAAACUUCAGCGUCUCAUCUCAGCUAGCCCUUGGUCUAAAUUCUCCCUCACUGACUGUGUUACUAACCAGUCUUCUGUCUCACUCUCUCAGUAUGAGCUUGAACUUCUUGGUUUCGGCCUUUCCUUUGCCACUUCGACUACCCCUCGCGCUUGUAUUGCCCUGAUUAGCUCUUUUGAUUCCUUUCGUCAAUCUCGCUCCUGUAAUCUUCCUGAUUUGUCCACUUUUCGUGGCGCUCUCCUUCCUGCUCUUGUUAGUCUGUUUUCUAAGAAUCACUACCUUCCGCGCCGUUACCAACUUGCCCUUUCUUCUCUUAAAUCCAACACUAACAUUGUCAUACCAUCUUCUGACAAAGGUAAUUCGGUAGUUAUCCUUGAUCGCGAGGAUUACCUCCGCAAAGCUGAUGUCUUGCUCUCUGAUUCACGUACCUACACUCCUUUCGUUUCCAACCCUCUUGAUCGCAUCAAGAGAACUUUCAACAAGAAACUAAGGACUCUCUCCGACCUCUGUCCUCCUGACUUUGACCUUGUUCAACGGUUUCGUGUCAUCUGUCCCUCUCUUCCCAGUUUCUAUGGCCUUCCCCAAUCUCAUAAACCUGACAUUCCUCUUCGUCCUAUUAUAUCCUCUAGAGGUUUUGUCUCUUAUUCUCUUGCUUCUUGGUUGGCCAAAACCCUCACUCCCUUUCUUGGUACUUUUUCUCCUGCCCACCUCCGUCACUCUCAAGACUUCAUUGAACGAGUUCGCUCUCUUCCAACCUGUAAGAUGCUUAGUCUUGACGUUGGGUCCCUCUUCACCAAUGUUCCUCUUGAUGAUGUCCUUGAUUUCCUUAGAGAGAAGGCCCAUGACGGGUUUCUACAUCUUCCUAUACCUACUGAUGUCUUUCUUGAUCUUAUCCGCCUCUGUGUGGACUCUAAUUCCUUUUCCUUACAAGGGAAAUAUUAUUCUCAAACCUUCGGUGUGGCUAUGGGCUCUCCUUUCUCUCCUGUCCUUGCUAAUCUUUACAUGGAAUAUUUUGAGACUGUUCUUCUUCCUAACAUCGAUGUGCAACCUUCACUCUGGCUCCGCUAUGUGGAUGACAUCUUUGCUCUGUGGCCUCAUGAUUCCAGUCUCUUCCAACCUUUUCUUGAAGCUCUUAAUAAUCUUGCCUCUUCCAUUAAGUUUAAAGCUGAAUGGGAACCUAAUUUCUUGCUUCCUUUCCUUGAUGUCCAUGUCCACCGCUCAGAUACAGGUUUCUCCUUUUCCGUUUACCGAAAACCUAUGCACAGUGCCAUGUACAUUCACUACUUUUCCUAUCAUGCUUCCCCUGUCAAGAAAAGUGUUCUUAUCUCCCUCUUUCUCCGUCCCCUCCGUAUCAGUGAUCCUCACCCUAACCCCCGGACCACCUCUGGGCCUGGAGUCCCCGAGGGACCACCUCCACCUGCUUCCACAACCACUACCUUCCCAGUCCUCUGUGCUCGGGUUAUGACAUCAUCCGAAUCCAAUGUCAUGGCCUCAUGCUUCAGCGUGACUCCACCUGCCCCCAUCUCCACCUCCUGUGAUUCCUCAUGGUGA